GCCGCCGUGACCGUUGACACAUCGUUGUUUCCCGCCACGCCACUCGUAACUGCCCUUUGCGACGCCUCUUUGUCUGCCAACGCCGACCCCUUACGCUCAUUUUAUCACGAUUGGCUUGGGGAAAACGAUGUUCUAGUGUUUCAGACACCUUCAUCUUCACAUCUCCUCUAUUCUCUUGUUGCCAAAACACCACGGCCGUUUCCCGGUCUUGCUCAAUAUCUCUUUCACGCCGCUCGCAGAUCACUGCGUGUCGCCGAAUCGCGACCUGCAUUCAAUCGACAGCUAAUAUAGACCAUCAUGAGGACGUCUUCCGCAGUCUGGGCUGCCGCCCUGGCAGUCGUGUCUGUCCAGGGUCCCAUACUAACCACCGCAGAGGCCGCACCCGCCCCUCAGCAAGGUGCUGGCGCUGGCCAACAAAUGCGAUACUACUUCCCUCGCCCCCUCAAAAGACAGAACGCUCUGCAGAAUACGACCAGCUCUUCUACUUCGUCCCUUACAUCGACUCCCGAGGCCGAAACCUCUACCACGGAUCCCUCUUGGUUCCAGGCAUUUUCUUCUCUCUUUUCCGAAUCCCAGGAUCCCUCUGCGACCUCAUCGUUUAACUUCCAGGAUCUGUUUUCGCCUUCGUCAACCUCUACUGCGCUGGACGCAGCAGCGGCCGCGACCAGCGACUCGACUACCACAUCGGAGGACUCUUGGACCACUUCAAACGCUGCAGACGCCUUUGUCGCAUCGACAGGCUCGUCACCCUCUACCACGAUCCUUCCCACCGCGUCCUCUGAAUCGAGCACAACUCAGGGGGCUGCAUCAUUUUCUACCUCAUCGAUCGAUAUUGUCGCCGACACAGCGACAGUCGAGUCUCAAUCAUCGACCGAAUCCUCAGCCGCGCCCUCAUCGAAGGUUGAUACCUCCGUCGCAUCUACUGGCGACAUUCCAACCGAGAUCGUUCAACCCACCUCUUCUGUCGCUGCACAAUCGACAUCGUCGAGCGGAACUGCGGAGGAGACUACCACCGAGGAUGUCAAUUCUUCCCAGGCCUCUGUGGCAUCUACUGGAGAAUCUCCCUCGAGCGUUGUCCAGCCUACUGGCCCCUCUUCAUCAGCCUCGGUUGCGUCAACGGGAGAAGUUCCCUCGGACAUCGUUCAGCCGACCGCAUCGUCAUCAACUGCUCGAGUAACCUCUGAGAGCGUCCAGCCUACCGUUGCUUCUACUAGCAUAGUCACGUCCGAGAGUGUAGAGCCAACCCCGCCUUCUUCCAUUGCCUCUACUGGCGGUGUACCUACGGAAGUUGUGCAACCGACUUCCAGAGAACAAUCAUCUGACACAGUUCAAUUGACUUCUAGAAGCGCAUCGUCCUCGGCAUCAGUGGGUACCACUGCAACCGACAUCAGUGAGUCAGUAUCACCGACAGCGCAAGGUACAUUGGCUUCUCUUGGCUCAACUGGGAACGUUAUUGUCGAAUCAGUAACACCUACCCUCUCGUCCGAUUCUACCGAUGUUGCUUCUGUUGCUUCGACUGGCGCGGCCAUGUCAGAAAAGGUCGAGCCAACCGCAGCCGCAACCUCCUCUGAGAUAAAUGUUUCUAUCCAGCGACCUGGCUCUACUGGUGGCGCAAUCACUGAAUCUGUUACGCCCACUGCUUCACCAUCCUUGUCAGACUCCACUGGCAGUGACACCUUGGUCACUGGUGACGGAUCUACAGGAAGUGUUGCGACAGAGUCCGUAGCUCCUACUGCCGCGGCAUCUACAGGCGAUGUCAUUCAGUCCUCAGAUGAAGUUCAGCCAACAGCUCCCAGCUCUAUCGUCGCGUCGACUGGACCCGUGAUCCAGUCCACUGACGAAACGCAGCCUACGUCUGCUGCUGGCUCUGCAGCAAGCGCUCAAUCAUCGGUUGCUUCGACGGGCGUUGUCGUUUCUUCUGCUGGUGAAGUUCAGCCCACUACAACCGGUCAAGAGACCACCGGUGCUGCGUCUACUGGCGGUAUCCCUGACAUCGUUAUUCUGCCCACACCAUCCUCGGCCAGUGGUACGCAGUCGUCGAGCUCCAACACCGAUGGUGGAAUCAUUGUCGGCCUUUCCACCUUCCUCAAUGGUGGCUCGUCAUUCACUUCCACCGCUCCUCCUGCUGCAACAACCGCCGGCGAUGCUUCGAGCACUGCAACCGCUGUGGCCGAGCAGACUGAUGCAAACAAUGCCACUGUCAUUGCUACGACUGAGAGCUCCACCACUCCCGUCAUCUUGCUGCCCAUCGGCACCACUACAUCCAACGAUGAUGUUUCGGCAACAUCUCUUGCGAGCGCUACUGCCACUGGCAUUACUGACGCCUUGUCCAGCAUUGUGUCUUCGGCACAGGCAGCCCUCGAAACAGGCAUAUCUUCGUUGACUUCCGCUGGAUCCGCCGACGCUACUAAGACAUCAUCUGACGGACCCACGGCAACGGGACCUUUGAGUGGUGCUUUGUCGAGCAUCGCAUCUUCCCUCAACUCUGAGCUCACCAGUGUGUUGGCAACGGCUACAGACAGCGCCGUCUCAUCCGCACUGGCCUCCGACCUUUCAAGCUUGCACUCAAGCGCUUCGGCUUCGCUUGCACAGGAAACUACUGCUUCUGCAGCUGUUACUGAUGCUUCCGCAACCUCGACCAGUGCAGUUGACAACACGACCGUCGCCGUCCCUGGAUCGAUUACCGACUCAAGCAGCCUUCCUUCCGCUACAGCUACUGACGGCGUCUCUUCUGGCACCAACACUUCGCUUUUGUCUCAGACGACCGCUUCUGUCACUGAUAGUGCUGUGAUCACAUCGGUCGCUACCGACAAUGCUACCUCAGAACUGACCGGAGACUUGUCCGCAACUACCUCAGCCACAUCGUCCGAAGCUACCAGCAGUGUCUCCGCUACUGUCACUGAUAGCCAAGUUUCGAGCACUGUAGUCUCCGUUGAUGCUUCGGCAACUGCAACUACAGGUACAUUCAUGUCUGUACCUGCCAAUAGCACUGUGGCAGCAAGUGGCAGCGACAGUGGUUUGAGCACUGCCACAAGCGUCGGCAACACUGCUACAUCUGCUCAAACUGAAAGUAGCGCAUCAUUGACCGACAGCGCCGUUACCAGCAGCGGUACCACGGUCUCCGCUACAUUCGCUUCAGGCAGCGCUCCUUCGGUGACCUCGUUUACCGCUUCCACUUCUGGCACGCUUGUGAUCCCUGUUCCGCUCACAACUCCGCCUUCGUCCCUUCUUUCGUCGAUUUCAUCCGCUCAGUCGUCUAUUGACUCUUCUGUCUCUGCAUCAAUUUCUUCUGUCGAGUCAUCGCUUGCCGCAUCUGCCUCUGCUUCGCAGGCAUCGAAUGUUGCAUCUCUCAUGCCCAACAAUGCAACUAUGACUUCUGCUGUUGUCGGCAUCUCGACAUCGAUUCCACUGUCAAGUGAGACUACUCUUGAUCUUUCAUCUGGAAGCAUCACCAGCACUGCUACGUCUUUGCAGACAUCAGGCAAUGCUUCGACGACAGUCUUCACCUCAGAGGGGACUGCUAUAUCAGCCACCGCUGAGAGCAGCGCAUCUGCAAGCUUCUCCAGUGCUAGCUCGACAGAGGACACAACCGUUCCCUUCGGUUUUGCUUCCAGCACCGAGGCAUCGUCGCCUCCAUUGACUUCUGUAGUCUCGACUACGCCAGCAUCUCCAGCUCCUACUGCAGCAUCUACCUCUCUUGUCUACGAUCCUUCGACCAGCACUGCUCCCACUAGCAUCGUGCCUAUUGGAACCAACACUUACAAUUCCAUGCCUGUGGAAACUAGCAUUUUGCAAAUCAAAUCUUUCAAUACCUUCCGGCUGGAUUGGCCUAUGGUCUCGGUGUCGAUGCAGACAGUGUCAAGAUGUAUGCACUGCAGCCUUAUGACACUACCGAUUCGUUGCACUACAUCACCACUUUGGCUUUGGCAUAUGUUCCUUCCGAAGUUGUGAACCAACUACAGCUUGACCUCCACACUUCGGUCGCCACCAUGUACAACAAUCCUGAUGCAUCUACCAAGACAUUGAUGGGUAUGAUCAAUCCUGCCAUUCCAAUGAUAC
Molecule: messenger RNA, 4059 nt
Organism: Aureobasidium subglaciale EXF-2481
Lineage: Eukaryota; Fungi; Ascomycota; Dothideomycetes; Dothideales; Saccotheciaceae
Exons: 3
Coding region: 298-3951 (1217 amino acids)
Source: RefSeq, a predicted model, not a curated record